AAUACAGAUUAAUUUAAAUAAUACGCCUGCAUCAACUUCAUUAAGAUCCAGCUUAAGUGCACCUUAUCCAACUUCUAUAUUAAUGAGUUCGCAAGAAGACUAUCCGCUUAAAUCUACAAAAUCUUCGAAUGCAAAACGUCUUACUUUCUCUUCAUUCACAACUGAUAAUAAUUAUAUAAUUGAACCUGUUAGACUUAGGAGUUCAACACUGUAUGUUACGUUAAGAUAUAGUGACUUGAUCAAAUCACAAGAACAAGAUGAAAAAGAAGAAUCAUUAGCGGAAGUGACUCUGAAUCCUGAUAAACGUCGAGAUUGGAUGGAAAAGCAUAAUAAUGAUAAUAGUGUGAAUUAUAAUGAUAAUAGUGUGAAUUAUCAUGAUAAUAGUGUGAAUUAUAAUGAUAAUAGUGUGAAUUAUAAUGAUAAUAGUGUGAAUUAUCAUGAUAAUAGUGUGAAUUAUAAUGAUAAUAGUGUGAAUUAUAAUGAUAAUAGUGUGAAUUAUAAUGAUAAUAGGGUGAAUUAUAAUGAUAAUAGGGUGAAUUAUAAUGAGACAAAAGUAACAAUACCUCCACAAAAUGUCGACGAUGUAUCAAAUAAUGAAGAAAAUGAAGAAGAUAAUACCUCAAAAGUACAAUCAAAUUAUAAUCAAUCCAAUUAUAAUCAGUUAAAUUAUAUACAAUCCAGUUAUAAUCAUCAUUCCAGUUAUAAUAAUCACUCCAGUUAUAAUCAUCAUUCUAGUUAUAAUCAUCAUUCCAGUUAUACUCAAUUCGAUCAGUACGAUUAUAGUCAGUACGAUUAA
Molecule: messenger RNA, 796 nt
Organism: Racocetra persica
Lineage: Eukaryota; Fungi; Glomeromycota; Glomeromycetes; Diversisporales; Gigasporaceae
Source: the annotation of a GenBank genome assembly